Messenger RNA from Linum trigynum, 348 nucleotides. Lineage: Eukaryota; Viridiplantae; Streptophyta; Magnoliopsida; Malpighiales; Linaceae. The record is from the annotation of a GenBank genome assembly.
AUGACUUUGAAAGACGCUUCUAACUCAAAGAAGGGGGAAGAAAGGAGUCCAGCACCAACAAAGACCCCACUCAAACAAGUUGUUGGUCGAGAAGCGAUCAACCCCCAACCACUUACCAUCCAAGGUUUGGAAGCAUCCGAUGAUGAUGAUCCAUCAGGAGACGGAGAAGACACGGAGCGCCUGAGGUGUCAACUGGCGAAGUUCCGGGAAAAGCAAGCGCUUCAAAUGGCGAGCAUGCAAGGCCAAUUAGAUCAAGUCAUGGCCGCAUUGUCGGCAUUGACAAAAGCAAACGAUCACGCGCCUCCCAAUUCCCAAGAAGCCACUGAGGAGAGGAGGCGCCUCAAGUGA